AUGUCUGAUAUGUGUCCUCAGUGCUUCAACCUCAAUUCGCAGUUAAUAGCCAGCAAAGGAUAUCCUGUGGAGGAGCACAACGUCACGACCCGUGAUUCCUACGUCCUUAUGAUGCAAAGAAUACCCGCAGGACGCGCUGAACGAAGUGUUCAGCUUCAUCAAAAGCCUGCCGUUAUCUUGAUGAGUGGCCUUCAAGGGAGCAGCGCGGACUACGUGGUGAAUAUGCCUGAUCAGAGCCUUGGAUUCAUGCUAGCAGACAACGGCUACGAUGUCUGGUUGGCCAACGUGAGAGGCACCAGAUAUUCCAGCCACCUUCACCUCAAGAAGAGCAGCAGCGGAUUCUGGGAUUUCAGCUUAGACGAAAUGAUUAGCUACGACCUGCCAGAUCAAAUAGACACCGUGUUGAACGUGACGCAGCAAGAAGCAUUGUUCUACGUCGGGUGGUCUCAAGGAACAGCGAUCAUGUUCGGGCUACUUUCGUCGAAACCAGAGUACAAUCAAAAGCCAUGGCCGCCGGCAUACAACCUAAGAAAUGUCACAACCAGAGUGGCGCUCUACUGGGGUGACGGCGAUGUGCUGGCAACACCUAGGGAUGUACGGGACCUUUAUAAGAAACUACCCAAUGUGGUCCUCAAUUACAAAGUACCCGUGAGCGGCUUCACGCACUUGGACUUCGGUUGGAGCAUCAAAGCAAAAGACCAUCUCUACAAGAAAAUGCUGGGGAUGAUGUCAGCGUACUCUCGGACUCGACAACAGGUGUCAUCGCCGAAGGAAGUACCAGAGUUCUUGUAG
Molecule: messenger RNA, 792 nt
Organism: Dermacentor silvarum
Lineage: Eukaryota; Metazoa; Arthropoda; Arachnida; Ixodida; Ixodidae
Product: gastric triacylglycerol lipase-like
Exons: 5
Coding region: 1-792 (263 amino acids)
Biological process (GO): lipid metabolic process
Source: RefSeq, a predicted model, not a curated record